AAAAAAAUGGAAAUAAUUUUGUGCACCGGAAAGGAGGGGGUAGAGGUGGAAUCCAAGGAAUUAAUAGCAGCAGAAAAUGCAGAUUGCGGAAUCGUUUUAUGGUUUGGUCCUGCCUACAACACCUAAUCCAUGACUAACUUCAUUUUUGACUCUGCUAAUUUUGUCUAAAUCUUUUCUCCUAGAUAUGUGUUUAAUUAAUUAUAUAUUUAUACUAAGUACUAAUAUUUUUCUCACGUACGUCACACCCUAGAUUGUUGACUCUAAUUUUCUUUUGAAUUCAAUAUGCGUUUCCACAUUUCUGGUGAGCUUGAAAAGAAAAUGGGAUGCAUUUACUAGUAAGUCCCCUCUUGACAUAUUACACAACUUGUCUACAUAAAGCUAAGCCCAGCGAGGAUUGAGCUAUACUCAACUUUCUUUUUCUCCCAUUUUCUACUCUCUUCCUAGCUGUUAUUUCGAGGUACUAAAAAGUCCAAAAUAAGAAAAAAAAAAUAUAAUGGGAGAUAUAUUGAACCAAGAACAAAUUGUUGAAUUGCAAGAAGCUUUCAGUCUAUUUGACAGAGAUGGAGAUGGUUGCAUUACAGUCGAAGAAUUAGCGACAGUAAUAAGGUCACUAGAUCAAAAUCCAACAGAGGAAGAGCUGCAGGAUAUGAUAACCGAAGUUGAUUCAGAUGGGAAUGGAACCAUUGAAUUCACUGAAUUCUUGAACCUUAUGGCCAAGAAAAUGAAGGACACUGAUGCUGAGGAAGAACUUAAAGAGGCUUUCAAGGUGUUCGACAAAGAUCAAAAUGGUUAUAUAUCUGCUAACGAGCUGAGGCAUGUAAUGAUCAAUUUAGGGGAGAAACUAACAGAUGAAGAGGUUGAGCAGAUGAUUAAAGAAGCAGAUUUGGAUGGUGAUGGUCAAGUCAACUUUGAUGAAUUUGUGAAAAUGAUGAUGAACGUUGGAUAGAACUUAGAAGCGCAAAAACAUUAAUUAAAAUUCAUAAUUCCUUUCUUUAUUCUUUUCAGGUGGCCUUAUUAUUGUUCUUUUAUCAUUUAUUUAAUUUUUGUUAACUCGUCAACGUACCAACAAAGACAUUGUAGGAUGAUUUGAUUGUUAGUCUCUGAAAUUGUACUCUUUUUUUUGUUAAAUUUGUAAUUCUUUCAAUUUUAGUAGAAGUGAAAUCAAUUUGUUGGAAAAAUAAUUUGGAGUACUAAGUUUCUACAUCUCCUAGUGGGUGGUGCCUGGAACUUAUUCAUAAUGAUGCUUGGAUAUAACAUCAUUUCUUUCUUUGA
Nicotiana attenuata is the source of this 1272-nucleotide messenger RNA. Its product is annotated as calmodulin-like protein 8. NCBI's taxonomy places the organism in Eukaryota, Viridiplantae, Streptophyta, Magnoliopsida, Solanales, Solanaceae. The record is from RefSeq and is a predicted model, not a curated record. Gene Ontology annotation, molecular function: calcium ion binding; enzyme regulator activity. The transcript is spliced from 4 exons. The coding region runs from base 494 to 946 and encodes 150 amino acids.